CCUUCGUAUAUUUUUAUAUAAAUAUAUAUAGGUAUUCUAUAUAAACUUGGCUAUGAGCUGUAGAAAUUUCGUGCAAACUUUCUCUAUCUACCUAUCAUACCUAUCUCUUUUCCUUCAAUAUGACAGUAUCUAACUCUCCGUCAGAUGGUGAUGAGAAGCUCGCGGAGGGUCGGCCUGCCGAGGGUGCUCAGGGGACGGACGUCAAGGCGGAUCACGCCACAUAUCCUAGCAACAAAAAGAGAGUCGUGAUUAUGGCGGCGCUCUAUCUGGCUUCUUUCUUGGUGACUCUGGACCAGAAUAUCAUCUCGACGGCGAUCCCGCGCAUCACUGACGAAUUUCACUCGUUGGGCGACGUCGGCUGGUAUGGCACGGCCUAUCUGUUAACCAUGUGUAGCUUUCAGCUUGUCAUGGGCAAGGUCUUUAAAUUCUAUCCUGCCAAGCCUCUCUUCUUAGCUUGCUGUUUUAUCUUCGAGGUCGGCUCCGCGGUCUGCGGCUCGGCUCCUAACUCGACGGCUUUCAUCGUCGGCCGCGCCAUCCAAGGCUUGGGCGCGUCCGGCUUAUUCUCUGGGUUGAUGGUCAUCAUGUUUCAUACCAUUCCGUUGCAGCAGCGGCCGAUCUACCAAGGCAUCUUCGGCGCGGUCUUCGCCAUCGGGUCUGUAGUCGGACCUCUUAUCGGAGGCAGUUUUACCGAAAAGGUGACCUGGAGAUGGUGUUUCUACAUCAAUCUUCCCGUCGGCGCCGUAUCGAUCCUGGUCACGGCGCUGAUAUUGCACAUACCUAACCAGAAGCUUGACGCGCCGGCCGAAGGAUGGUUCGCGAAGCUGAAACAGCUCGACCCUAUCGGCAACCUUGCGUUUUUCCCGGGUAUUAUAUGCCUAGUCCUUGCUCUUCAAUGGGGAGGAACCGUGUACCCGUGGAGGAGCGCCCGAAUUAUCGCGCUUCUGGUCCUCUGCGGCGUUCUCUGCCUCGUCUUCGUGGGCAUUCAAGUUUGGAAGAAAGAAGAGGCGACCGUUCCUCCUCGCAUCGUGAAGCAGCGCAGCGUCGCGGCUUCUAUCUGGUUCGGGUUCUUCCACGGCGCCGGCAUGAUGGUCUUGACGUACUAUCUUCCGAUCUGGUUCCAGGCCAUAAAAGACGUCAACGCCGUCCAGUCCGGAAUUAUGCUUCUUCCCCUGAUACUCUCUGUGGUUGUCGGUUCUCUGUCUUCCGGCGUGGUCAUUUCUAAGCUCGGCUACUACACGCCGUUCUUUUACCUCAGCUCGAUUCUCAUGCCUAUCGGGGCGGGCCUUUUGACGACCUUCACGCCGACUACAGGUCAUCCCAAGUGGAUCGGUUAUCAGGUUGUGUUCGGGUUCGGUCUCGGCUUUGGUGCCCAGCAGCCGUUAAAUGUUGUUCAGACCGUCCUAGAGAGGCCGGAUAUCGCUACCGGGUCCGCGGUGGUUAUGUUUACGCGCUUUCUUGGAUCUGCGAUAUUUCUACCCGUUGGGCAAAACAUCUUUCUCAACAGCCUCGUUUCGAAACUGACCAAUCUCCCCGGUAUCAGUCCGGCUUCUGUGACGGAUGGCGGUGCCACCGAGUUGAGGAACCUUGCAUCUGGGAACGAUCUCGCGACGCUUCUGCUUGACUAUAAUUCUGCCCUCGUCGACGUGUUCUACAUGAUGGUAGCUACAGCUGGGCUGACUAUCUUCGGAAGCGUUUUUGUGGAAUGGCGCAGUUUGAAGGCUCGUGCCAGAGAGCAAGCAGGUCAGACCCGGAAAUCCGAUGAAGUCCCAGAAACUCGAGAAUCUGUUUGACUUCAUUUGAUGUCUUGUCCGUGUUGCAAUUUUCUAAUGUUUAAGGAGCUAUAAUGAAGCUAAUCUUCGAGGGACUCUAGAAGGGGACAUACAAUCAUCUAUACCUAGAUGGAUAGACCAAACUCGACUUUUUGUAAUUUAGACUAAGUACAUAUUAUAAUAUUCCACUCGUCCAGUUCUAAUAAACUCAUCCUUCUUUAUCGGUCUCCUAUACGCCU
Messenger RNA from Annulohypoxylon truncatum, 2008 nucleotides. Its product is annotated as putative efflux pump antibiotic resistance protein. Gene Ontology annotation, biological process: transmembrane transport. NCBI's taxonomy places the organism in Eukaryota, Fungi, Ascomycota, Sordariomycetes, Xylariales, Hypoxylaceae. The coding region runs from base 120 to 1790 and encodes 556 amino acids. Gene Ontology annotation, molecular function: transmembrane transporter activity. The transcript is spliced from 2 exons. The record is from RefSeq and is a predicted model, not a curated record.